This is a messenger RNA of Andrographis paniculata, 3187 nucleotides long. Its product is annotated as homeobox-leucine zipper protein HOX9-like. Lineage: Eukaryota; Viridiplantae; Streptophyta; Magnoliopsida; Lamiales; Acanthaceae. The transcript is spliced from 18 exons. The record is from RefSeq and is a predicted model, not a curated record. Gene Ontology annotation, molecular function: lipid binding; DNA binding; DNA-binding transcription factor activity. The coding region runs from base 550 to 3030 and encodes 826 amino acids.
CGUGUUGUAAAAUAGUGUUUGUGAAAGCAUUAUGAGUUUUUAUGUCAAGAUUCUUGUAAUUGAUAGAUGAAGUUUGGUGGAUGAAACUAGAAUAAAAUAUUUCAGAUCUUUGUAAAAUCUUCGAGGUUAAUAGUUAAAACCACAAACAUGGCAUCCAGCGGAUGGAAUUAAUGUUUUGAAAAGACAUUUUCUGAGACUGACAAUCUUGUAAAAAUUAUAGUGUUUCCUGUUGUGAAAUGUUUGAUCAAGAACCCAUUUAAUUUUCUAUAACUCUUAGAAAAUUGACACGUGUUUGGUCGAUCUGGCCAGGACAAAAUAUAAACUAAACGACAACGGUCAGUGGCUUGAGGGACUUAAUACUACCGACAACUUUAAUGUUACUUUCGGAUAUUUGCUGGGUUAUUUAAACUGGCAUCUUGUAGCUUAUUUAUUUUCUAUCUGCUUACAUGUAUUUAUGAGUUGUAGCUCACAAACACAGUUUCUAGUCCAAAAAUCUGGUGUAGAUACCCUUAUAAGCUAAAGGAUCCGGUACUGGAGUUUUGGUUUACAAUGAAAAGAAGUGGAAACACAUGUGGCGGCGAGAGUAGCAAGAGGGCAAAUACCUCCACUCAAGAGGUUCGGCGAUAUGCUAGAUACACAAAAGAGCAAGUUGAUGCGCUUGAAAAACUUUAUACAGAAUGCUCGAACCCAAGCCAUGGACGGCAGCUACAAAUUAUUCAGGAACAUCCUCUUCUGAAGGGCAUUGACAUAAAACAACUUAAAAAUUGGUUUCAAAACCGUAGAAGUCGAGAAAGGCAGAAAACUGAGAAUGGGCACCUUAUCGCAGAACAAAAACAGCUGGCUGCAUCAAAUAAGCUGUUAAGGGAAGAAAAUGAGAACUUGCAGAAAAAGAUGGACAAAUUAAGAUCUGAGAAUGAGAAUUUGCAGAACCAUGUCAUCAAUUUAUCAUCUUCAACAAGCUUCGAACUGCCCUGUCUGCCUGAAGCCAAUAAUCUUCCAAUACCUGACAAGAUGGCCAACACAAGACUUUUCUCACUGGCUGAGGAAACCAAGAAAGAGUUCCUCGCUAAAGCUGUUGGAGAUGCUAUUACCUGGAUACCGGUUCCUGGGCUGAAGCUUCAGAAUCCUGGCAAUGCUGGGACUUUCUAUGUCUCAUCUGCUUCCAUUGGUGUUGCUGCAAAAGCAUGUGUUACGAUGCGUUGUGAACCUGUUGAGAUAAUUGAAAUCCUCAAAGAAAAGCCAUCUUGGUCGCAAUAUUUCCGCAAUAUGAGCAUCAUUGACACAUAUCAAGCGUCCACUGGUGGAACGAUUGAAUUUGUGUACACACAGUAUUAUGCUUCUACAACCAUGGCUUGUGCUCGAGACUUCUGGACACUUCGAUACACUUCUGUAUUAGAUGAUGGCAGCUAUGUGGUAUGCGAAAAAUCAAUUUCUGACCGUGAUGUUGCUCCAACAUCACCAACAUCCCUAGAGUCUGUGAAAGGAACUAAGCUUGCUAGUGGCUUUAUAAUUUGUCCUGUUGAAGGGGGAUCAACCAUAUAUAUGGUUGAACACUUGGAUAUGGAGGCAUCUUCUGUACCAGUGGUGAUAAGGCCCCUUUAUGAGUCAUCUGAACUUGUGGCCAAGCAGAUGAUUGCUGCAGCACUUCAUUAUAUUGAACAUAUUGCCAACGAGAAGAAUGGCAAAGUGAAAAAUUGCUGGAUGGAGCCUGAAUCUUUGAGAUCUCUCAGUAAAAAAAUUCACAGGGGCUUCAAUGAUGCUGUCAACGGUUUCCCUGAAGAUGGAUGGACUUGUCUGAAUGCUGACAGCACUGAUGAUCUUAUUAUGUCCAUCAAGGCAGUAAAGUGUCCUGGACCUACUCCAACUUAUGAUAGUGUUCUUUGUAUAAAAUCUGCAUUUUUAAUUCAAAAUGUUAUUCCUGCGAACAUGACGAGGGUUCUGACAGAGCGUCUCUCAUCUUGGAUCGACUUUGACUUCAGUAAGCAUUCUGAAUCAUAUUCGACUGCUGUUUGCUUUGCCUAUCCAUCCAAGAGUUCCCAUAAUCUUUCUGAAGAUCCUGCGAAGCUCGGCUACACCAAUCAUAAGAAUGAGGCACUCAAAGUAAUGCGGUAUCGACGCAUAUUGGAUCGCCUAUCUGGUGUUUCUUCUAUGGAUAUCUAUCACAUGCUGGUAGUUAAUGGAAUGGAAGACACUGGGUUUGGGCUUACCUCAGAGCUAUUAUUUUCAGCACCUGACAUGGAAAGCAGCCUUGACGAUUUUCAAUUAACAUUCGGAUUUCGAGUCAUCUUGUUGGGUUCGAUUCCAGGUACUGUUCCAUCAGCCAUUUUGACACAAGAAGGGCCAUCUCAUCCUAUGCGGACCGCAGUAUCAAAUUAUAGCCUACCACCUGCACUAUUGACUCUUGCCUUUCAGUUUCCUUUCGAGGGUGAUUGUCAGGGAGAUCUGAUGGACAUGGCUCGGAGCUAUGUUCGUCAUGUUAUUUCAAAUGUGAAAAGUAUUGCUCUGGAAUUAAAGCUGUCAGGAACAUAUCGUGUGAGGAACCUUGCCAGAGGUAAUUCAAAUGCAACUGCUGUAACUCCAGCAUCAACCUUUGCUGAAAACCUCGCCUCCUUGAUAUGUCGAAGCUAUAAAUUGACUACAAAUAUAGAUUUGGUCAGGAUCAAUCCUCCUACCACCAUGUUGCAAGCUGUGUAUGGCCACCCGUUCUCUAUUACAUGUUUUACAUUCUCGUCUAUCCCUGUCUGCAUAUAUGCCAACCAGCAAGCGCUCAUGAUGCUAGAGACGGAGACGAACAACUUGCAGAUGAUCACUGUGGACAAUAUACUCGGGGUCUCUCAUGAAAACUUCAGGCUGCAUUCUAUCCUCCCACAGAUAAUGAAUCGGGGGUAUGUUGUUUUUCCACCGGGAUAUGGUAGAACAGCUACCAAUCGUCGGUUCACAUACAUGAAAGGGAUGGUGUGGCAAGUGCGCGGCUUCGAUAAUUCCAUCCAUUGCCUUGCUUUGGCAUUUUACCGGUGGGUAUUGGUCUAAAAUGUUCAACUUGAAAUUUGUGUAUGUGUGUUGAGAGAGUGACUAUUUGUUGGUUCAAUUCCGUCUUGUUUUUUUUUUUCUUUUUUUUCUUUGUUUUCAUGUAUUCAAGAUUGAACAAUUUUUUUUUUAGGCUUGCUUAAGGACAAACAAGUUAAGC